GGAAGGAGGGAGGACGGGAGGGAGAGAGAGUGAAAGAUCGCCAGCUACAGCGCACGAUCCAGCGCUGAGAGCCAUCGAUGAGUGAGUGUAACUGAGCUUAUGGGAAGGGAAGGAAGCAGCUCAUCUCUGUAGUUCCUGGUGAGCGCGUCACCAUUAAAAUACGGGGAUCGAAGACCAUUACGCACUGGGAAUUGCGGGAAUGUCAAGGGAAUUAUAUUAGUGAUUAUGUGCCUUAUUGGCACCAAGUCGGUGCCACCUCAGUAGUAGGUCUCCAGAGAGAGGGAAAAAGGAGGAGGGGUAGACAGUCUGGCAGACAGGUGCGACUCUACUCCACAGCCGCUGUCUCAUUUUCUCCUGGUCCCGCUCAGUUAAAUAGCCAUGGAUACCCGCAAGGAGAACAAGGUAAGAAAACAGCCAAUGAAGCCCAAAUCGACGAAGCGUAAAGAGAAGAAAUACAAAACCGCGAGGCUUUUCAGGAGGAAAUCGUUGAGGUCUGUCGGGAAUUUUAUGAGCAGGAUCCUGAAAACUUUGGGCACUUUGGCGCACUUUGGCGACGCGGAGCCGCCGGACGCAGAGGACGACGACGGCGGCUUCGGGCAAAGCGCCUCCUCGGGGGGGUUCAAAGACGACUUUCCGCAGAUCUCCAGGGAGGGUACGGUGAAGAAGAGCUCCACCGUGUCCUCAUCUCACGGCUCGGUGAAAGACAGGCUGUCGUGGUGCUAUGGCGACAAGACGCCCGGGGUGCUGGGGCUGAAGAACCACGGCAACACCUGUUUCAUGAACGCCGUGGUCCAGUGCCUCAGCAACACGGACCUGCUGGCGGAGUACCUCGGGCUGGAGCAGUACAAGUCGGAUUUGUGUCUCAGGAAGGUGAACGGGGUGGUGAGAGGCGAGGAGCCGCAGACCACCAGGGGAGAGGUGACCGAGCAGUUGGCGUCGCUGGUUCGAGCGCUGUGGACGCUGGAGUACACACCGCAGCUGUCUGUGGAGUUCAAGAGUAUAGUGUCCAAGUAUGGCUCUCAGUUUCGGGGAAACUCUCAGCAUGACGCCCUGGAGUUCCUCCUGUGGCUCUUGGACAGAGUCCAUGAAGACGCCAAUCCCAAUCCCAACAACCACAGCAGCAGCAGCAAGACCAAAGCCGCCGCCAAGGGACCCAGUGCUUUGGAGGAUCUCCCCAGUCCCAGUCCAGCCAGCACACAGCAGCCUGGAGGUCGACACAGCUUUGUCCAAGAACACUUCCAGGCGCAGUACAGGUCUUCUCUGACGUGCCCUCAUUGCCUUAAGCAGAGUAACACCUUUGACCCGUUCUUGUGCAUCUCCUUGCCCAUCCCCCUCCGGCAAACCAGGCCGAUGUGUGUGACUCUGGUGUUCAGUACGAAGGGUCAGAGGUAUCUGCGGGUGGGACUGGCCGUGCCUCUCUUUGGCUCCAUGGCCUGCCUGAGAGCCAUGGUGGCAGAGGAGGGCAACAUCUCCCCAGACCAGGUCAUCCUAUCAGAGCUCUACUCCACGGGUUUCCAGCGCUCCUUCUCCGAUGAGGACGACUUGACAGCCAUUGCCGACAGUGACGUGGUCUACGCCUUCCAGGCUCCGCCCCUCUACAGCCGCGGAGGCUCUGCGCCGCUCUCAGGGUAUCACCACAGCCUCCCCUCCUCUCCCUACACCUCCACCGCGGGGCCCGACGGCCAGCGGUUGCCACCCUCGGGCACCCUCUCCUCUGAAUUCCUCAAUCAGGGUGGCUCCACUAAGGUCCUCCUUCUCAUCUGCAACACGGCAGGAUCCGGCCAGCAGGCGGUCAGGUUUGGACCUCCAUUUCUGAUGCGUGAGGACAGGAGUAUCUCCUGGGACCAGCUGCAGCAGAGCAUCCUCAGCAAGCUCUAUUACCUGAUGCUGAAUGGCUCCCAGGCUCAGAAUGCCGGGGCGCUGUUUAAGAUCAGAGUGGUGGGAGGAUCGGCUGCCUACAGCUACCUGUCAUCACAGGACAGCAGGCCACUGUACCAUCCUGCGGUUGACAGAGCUCUGAAGUUCUGUGGCCCAGGGGGACCUCCUCAUGUGAAGCUUGUCAUUGAAUGGGAGCACAAGAUUAAAGAAUGUCUGUUUGGCAGCAUCCAGGAGGAGGUGGUGAAGGAUGCAGAGAGUGUGAGGAACCAGCAGCAGCAGCAUCUGCAGCAGCACAGCUGCACCUUAGAUGAAUGCUUUCAGCUGUAUACCAAAGAAGAGCAGCUUGCUCCAGAUGACGCCUGGAAGUGCCCCCACUGUAAGCAGCUUCAACAGGGCAUGGUGAAGAUGAGCCUGUGGACCCUCCCCGACAUCCUCAUCCUCCAUCUCAAGCGCUUCAGACAGGUAGGAGAGCGGAGGAAUAAGCUGUCCACCCUGGUGCGUUUCCCCCUGGCUGGGCUGGACAUGGCCCCCCAUGUGGUGAAGAGAAGCCAGAGCAUGAGGAACCUGAGUCUGGGAGCCUGGCCCCCUGCGUGGAAGCAACCGGCAGGCCAGCACCACCAACCCUCUGACAUGACCCUCCCCCUCGACUAUCUGUAUGACCUCUACGCUGUGUGUAACCACCACGGAGGAAUGCACGGAGGACAUUACACUGCUUACUGUAGGAACUCGGUGGACGGCCUGUGGUAUAGCUAUGAUGACAGCAGUGUAGACCUGGUGCCAGAGGAGGAAGUAUGUACCAGAGGGGCCUAUAUCCUUUUCUACCAGAGACGCAACACCAUCCCCCCCUGGUCUGCCAGUAGCUCCCUCAGAGGCUCCACAAGUUCAUCUAUGUCAGACCACUGGCUUAUCCGACUGACAGGGGACAGUAAGAGAGGCAGUCUGGUGUCUCGUUCCUCCACCACCUGCCCCUCCUCCAUACCUGACUCCCCAGAAUCUCCUGUCUUUCAUGACGACUCUGCCAAAGAGGAGAAAGGGGGGUUUGAAAACAGGCCAUUUGUCAGAGGUCUCCAGGGACGCAGCAUGAGCAUGCGCACUCCUACCAAGACCAAGGACAAUCUAAGCAAAGUGCUUCCACUCCGCUGGUCUUUCGGUUCCAAAGACAGACGGAAACUUGAUCAGGCACCCCCACUGGUUCCAGCUCCUGCCCCUGUGGAGCUAGUGGAGUACUUGGAAUCUGGCCGCCGGCCUCGCUGCACCAAGGACCCAAUUGAGAGACUGAUGACCGGACCAGCAAGCAGUAAGGAAGCUGCUGAGGGCCCGGCUGCAGCCCAGGUUCGAUCUCCCAGCAGUGGGAGUCUGAGUUGCAUAGGACGGACAGAAGAAGAGCUGGUACCCGACUCUCCACAGGUCCCAGAGGGUCAGAGGAGGCCAUCAGAUAUGACAGCCAGCCUAAGACGCACCAAGGGGAACAAGGCAAUAGAUGAGGGCACUACCACCAUUACCAGUAGCUCCAGCAGUAACACACUAACUAGGAGGAAGGAUGCCAGGAAACAGAGCUCCUCCAAAGCUUCCCAAGAUGCUGUGAUGAGAAGGAGUUCCAGCACUGGAGUUCAGCCCAGCGCUAGUACUCCCAGCCUCCAUGAUGGGACUCUUAAAAGAGGGAAGGGGGUUAGGGGGGACAGGGCUGAUAGAGUUGAUGCACCAGGCGAACAUCAAGUUUCACAUGCCGGAGAUUCUCAGCCCAGGAAAGCAGAGGCACCCAAGGCCCAUGAGGGGCUGCUCUCUUUCUUCAAAGGCAACUUCCUGAAGAAGGAUAAGGACUCAAGAAGGUCCAAGGAAGGUGACUCAAAGAGGGGAGGAGGUGAGGAAGUAGGCAGAAGGAACUCCUCAAGGCUGUCUCUGUCCAACGGAGCAGCAGGAGGGGGCACAGGAGUAGAUGGCGGCAAGUCUAAUGGCUCACAGCGUCUAGGUGAUGAGCUGGCCAAUGGGAAGGUGGGACGCACCACAUCUGAUAUCAAACGCUCCCAGAGCUCCUCCAACAUCCCCACUAAAGCGGAGCAGAGCAUGCGAAGGACAGCAUCCUUGCAUCGCAACGGGAUGUCUGCAGCCCCACCACCAUCACGCAGCCUGACAGCAGACAAACUGUCUUACGGUACCUUGCAGAGAACUCGCUACAGCACAACCUCGCUGGGACGCAAAAGGACAGUCCCUGAAUCCAGCUUCUGACACGCACACACACAUGCAUACAC
Myripristis murdjan (pinecone soldierfish) is the source of this 4127-nucleotide messenger RNA. RefSeq names its product ubiquitin specific peptidase 43a (gene usp43a). Lineage: Eukaryota; Metazoa; Chordata; Actinopteri; Holocentriformes; Holocentridae. The record is from RefSeq and is a predicted model, not a curated record. Gene Ontology annotation, biological process: protein deubiquitination. The transcript has 16 exons. Bases 379 to 4104 code for a protein of 1241 amino acids. Gene Ontology annotation, molecular function: cysteine-type deubiquitinase activity.